CGGACCUGUAUAAAGCAGACAGCAUCCGGGUAUAAGUGGCAGUGCUCAAGAACAACUGCCUGUCGCAUCAGGAAAACCAACUCCUGAUUUUGGUAGCUUACUAGAUACAGGUUGACUUGAAAGAAAUAUUACGCAUUUCUUACUAUUUGUCGGCUAUUCAAUAUGACGCUCAACAGUACCAGAGACAGUCCGCCGCCACCUUACGAUGAAAAGAACGAUCGAUUUGCGGCCACAAAUUACGGUUAUAUCUCGGACAAAUCUGACCAAGUUGACAUCGUAAUAAGUGUGGACGGAAAAGAGAAGAAAGAUCCACCGUUGAAAGAUGAGUCUGAAGUGGAAGUUGUGAAUGAGCAAGAAGAUCCUUGGAAGAUCACUAAUGUCUACGUCAAAGUUGUUCCCUGGUCAGAAUUAUCAACAUGCGGAAAAUUCAAACGCGUACUGUGGGAUUAUUUUGGAAAGUUGGUUGUACUCGUAGGCUUACUAUACCUCUUUAUAUGCUCAAUGGACUUUUUAAGCAAUGCGUUCAAACUUAUUGGUGGUAGAGCUGCAGGGUCAACUUUUGCAGAAAGCCAAGUUCUUUCGAACCCCGUGGCUGGCCUUAUGAUAGGUAUCCUAGCAACUGUCCUUUUACAGUCAUCGUCUACCACAACGUCCAUCGUCGUCAGUAUGGUUGCUGCAAAAAUUGUUCCUAUACGAAAUGCUAUACCAAUGGUGAUGGGAGCUAAUAUUGGAACAUCAGUGACAAAUACGUUAGUUUCAAUUACUCAGAUAGCCAACCAGAAUGACUUCCGGCGGGCAUUUGCUGGUGCCACCGUCCACGACAUGUUUAACUGGCUCACCGUUAUUAUUCUCCUUCCUAUUGAAGCAUUAACUGGGUACCUUUUCCACUUAUCAGAAGAGAUAAAAAACAGCAUGCAUUUACAGACAAAUGAGGGUGCUGAUCAGGAAUACCUGAAAAAACUGACAAAACCAUUUACACAUCUCAUUAUCCAGGUUGACAAAAAGGUUAUAGAACAAAUAGCACAUGGAGAUCCUGGGGCCAUGAACAAGUCAAUGAUAAAGCAUUGCUGUGUUAAAGAAGAAGUCGAUGUACUGAGAUGGAAUACUUCAGAGAACUGGAAUACUUCGGAACACUGGAAUUAUUCAUACACGGCCACCGAGAGUGUGUGUCUUGAGAAAUGUAAAUACCUAUUCGAGGGUGUGGCAAAUACAUGGAGUGAUACAACAGUUGGUAUCGUCUUACUGGUCAUCGCCCUGGUAACGCUAUGUGUGUGCCUCGUUCUCAUUGUAAAAACCCUCCAUUCUCUUUUAAAAGGCAAACUUAGCCUGUGGAUUAAAAAGUUUGUCAAUGCCGACUUUCCGGGUAAACUAGCAUAUUUCACAGGGUACCUGGCUAUUUUGGUAGGCACGGGACUAACAUUUCUCGUACAGUCGAGUUCUAUAUUCACAUCAGCUUUAACGCCAUUGGUUGGAAUUGGAGUAAUAUCUGUUGACAGAAUGUACCCAUUGACCCUUGGAGCUAACAUCGGUACAACAACAACAUCAAUACUGGCUGCCCUUGCACAAAGUGCAGAAGAUAUUCCACUGGCUUUACAAAUAUCGCUUUGCCAUUUAUUUUUCAAUAUUUCGGGCAUUCUUUUGUUUUUUCCAAUACCUUACCUCCGGUUUCCGAUUCGAAUGGCAAAGGCUCUUGGAAAUGUGACCGCAGAAUAUCGGUGGUUUCCGAUAGUCUAUCUAUUAUUUGGAUUUUUCUUACUUCCGGGUGCCAUUUUUGGACUAUCACUGGUCAGCUGGGAAGUAAUGGCUGGGGUGUGCAGUCCGAUUGCGUUUCUCUUAGUAGUUAUAGUUGCAAUUAAUAUUUUACAAAAUAAAACACCAAAAUGCCUUCCCAACAUUUUAAGAACAUGGGCAUUUUUGCCAGAGCCAUUGCGUUCGUUAAAGCCAAUAGAUCGUCAGAUACAAAAACUGAAAAUAUUCUGCUCUUGUUGCUGCAAGAAAAAUGAGGAUGAAACUGAAUCGACCAAGACGGAUACGGACAAAGCUGAAGUCACCAAGUUCUAAAUACUUAAAAUGUUAUUUUGAAGAUCUGUUAUUUUAGGCACAAUAUAUUUGUAAUGUAUAACACAUGACCGUAUAGUAUAAUAUCUUGUAAAUAUAAUUUUGUUAUAAUUAUACUGAAACGCUUUGAAAAAGCAGCUGCGAAUAUUGUCAGUAUAAAUCAUGUCUUCAUUGAAAUUUUUAAAGAACGUAGAAUUAUUUACCAAAAAAACAGCCUGCACAUCCGUGCCUGCACUAUUCGCUAUUCAGUCAGUAAAUUUUCAUUGACCACCCCUUCGAAUAAUAUAUGGUACUGCCCAAUUGAAUGAUGGACCAGUCCAUUUUAGAAAUUUAGCAGGGUAAGGGUUAAGAGAUAAGCACCGAAUAACUUUGUUUCAUGUAUGUACGACUUAAAAUAUAAUGAUUCGAAAUGAUAUGUAACAGGUAUACAUGCUUUAAGGAAAGUAGUACUCCGGGUAUUCUCAAUUAUUUGUCAAGACAUCAAAAAGUGUUGCGUUUUUAAUGCGUUUCAGUAUACCCGCUUAAUUAUAUAACAUUAAAAAUACAGAAGCCGAAAAACAAAAAUAUUUUUUGUUUUUAAUAUAAUUAUUUUUAACACAUUGCUUUCAUGAAACGAUUUGAUCAGUUUUUGAUUUGUUCAAAUUGUAAAAAGACAACUCGGCGAGCAUCUUGUUUUUAUUGAAAAAAAAAAUAUUUGUAGUCAUGUAGUAAAUUGCACUUUUAUCCGCAAAAUACUUUUGAUUGAAAGGUAACAACAUUACAGUUUUUAACUGUUAUUUGUAUAUUCAAUACAAAUUGUGUGUAUAUAUUGUUUGCAAAUAUUUAAAACAAUUUAGUUAUAAAACUGUACAUUAUGUAUAUAUUUUUACAAAGAUUUGUUACCUCUGUUAUAUUGGAUUUUGUUACAAAUAAAAAUUGUUAACACCA
Molecule: messenger RNA, 2985 nt
Organism: Mercenaria mercenaria
Lineage: Eukaryota; Metazoa; Mollusca; Bivalvia; Venerida; Veneridae
Product: sodium-dependent phosphate transport protein 2B-like
Exons: 9
Coding region: 163-2061 (632 amino acids)
Biological process (GO): sodium-dependent phosphate transport
Cellular component (GO): apical plasma membrane; vesicle; brush border
Molecular function (GO): sodium:phosphate symporter activity
Source: RefSeq, a predicted model, not a curated record